Molecule: messenger RNA, 3296 nt
Organism: Phyllostomus hastatus (greater spear-nosed bat)
Lineage: Eukaryota; Metazoa; Chordata; Mammalia; Chiroptera; Phyllostomidae
Gene: CELF5
Product: CUGBP Elav-like family member 5
Exons: 13
Coding region: 16-1476 (486 amino acids)
Biological process (GO): mRNA splice site recognition; regulation of alternative mRNA splicing, via spliceosome
Cellular component (GO): cytoplasm; nucleus; ribonucleoprotein complex
Molecular function (GO): mRNA binding
Source: RefSeq, a predicted model, not a curated record
CCGCCUUCGCUCGCCAUGGCCCGCCUCACGGAAAGCGAGGCGCGCCGGCAGCAGCAGCAGCUCCUGCAGCCGCGGCCCUCGCCGGUGGGCAGCAGCGGGCCCGAGCCCCCCGGGGGGCAGCCCGACGGCAUGAAGGACCUGGACGCCAUCAAGCUCUUCGUGGGCCAGAUCCCGCGCAACCUGGACGAGAAGGACCUCAAGCCGCUAUUUGAGCAGUUCGGCCGCAUCUAUGAGCUCACGGUGCUCAAAGACCCCUACACGGGCAUGCACAAAGGCUGUGCCUUUCUCACUUACUGUGCCAGGGACUCUGCCAUCAAAGCUCAGACUGCUCUGCACGAACAGAAGACCUUGCCCGGGAUGGCACGGCCGAUCCAGGUGAAGCCUGCGGACAGCGAAAGCCGUGGAGGUAGGGACCGGAAGCUGUUUGUGGGGAUGCUGAACAAGCAGCAAUCGGAAGAGGACGUGCUGCGGCUGUUCCAGCCCUUCGGGGUUAUAGAUGAGUGCACGGUGCUCCGGGGACCUGAUGGCAGCAGCAAAGGCUGUGCCUUCGUGAAGUUCUCCUCCCACACAGAGGCUCAGGCAGCUAUCCACGCCCUGCAUGGCAGCCAGACCAUGCCGGGUGCCUCCUCCAGCCUGGUGGUGAAGUUUGCCGACACGGACAAGGAGCGAACUCUACGGCGCAUGCAGCAGAUGGUGGGCCAGCUGGGCAUUCUGACACCAUCCCUCACCCUGCCCUUCAGCCCCUACAGUGCCUACGCCCAGGCUCUCAUGCAGCAGCAGACGACGGUCCUGUCCACUUCGGGCAGCUACCUGAGCCCUGGCGUGGCCUUCUCACCCUGCCAUAUCCAGCAGAUCGGCGCCGUCAGCCUUAAUGGGCUGCCUGCCACGCCCAUCGCCCCUGCCUCUGGACUGCACUCGCCCCCACUGCUCAGCACUGCCGCCGUACCUGGCCUCGUGGCUCCCAUCACCAACAGCUUUGCAGGUGUCGUGCCCUUCCCUGGUGGGCACCCUGCCCUAGAGACUGUAUAUGCCAAUGGCCUCAUGCCCUACCCAGCUCAGAGCCCGACCAUGGCUGAGACCCUCCAUCCUGCCUUCUCCGGAGUCCAGCAGUACACAGCCGUGUACCCCACUGCGGCCAUCACGCCCAUCGCGCACAGCGUCCCACAGCCGCCGCCCCUCCUGCAGCAGCAGCAGCAGCGAGAAGGUCCCGAAGGCUGUAACCUGUUUAUCUACCACCUCCCCCAGGAGUUUGGAGACACGGAGCUGACGCAGAUGUUCCUGCCCUUCGGCAAUAUCAUCUCCUCCAAGGUGUUUAUGGAUCGGGCCACCAACCAGAGCAAAUGUUUUGGAUUCGUGAGCUUUGACAACCCGGCCAGCGCGCAGACCGCCAUCCAGGCCAUGAAUGGCUUUCAGAUCGGCAUGAAGAGACUGAAAGUGCAGCUGAAGCGGCCCAAAGACCCGGGACACCCCUACUGACCACGCCCACAGCCACCCCAAGGCUGUGGGCUUGGCCCAGGUGAGGGGCCUUCCACCCCAGGAGGGUUUCCCCGCUUCCAACCGAUCCAGGACUUUUCCGUAAAUUACAACCAAGUUUGGACACCAGCCCUCCCUCUCCUCUCCUGUCUCCCCUGAGCCCCCUCCCCAAAAUGUGAAACGCUACCGAAGGGGGCAGGGGGCGGGGAAGCUCCCGAGUCAGGGGCUGAGGAGUUCACCUCUCCCUCCUGGGAGAUUUCCUCGGCACCCCCAGCAACCUCGGUGGCUUCCCCAGACUAAAUCACAACUUUUCCUAUAUAUAUAUAUGCAUAUAUAUAUAGAGUUAUAGACAUAUAUAUUUUUUGAGUAUAGAUCAUGGGACCAAACUUUUCUGACUUCCUUCCAUCCAAGAGAAGGUGACCCUAGGCCGGUCACUCAGCAGGGACAUAAGAAGGGCUGAGGCUGGCCGGGCAGCCCGGUGUCUCCCCACCCCCCGGCUGUCACGUCAGACCAGGGCGCCGGAGAAGCACUGGGAGUCAUCAGCCAACCGAUAUACCUCCAGGACUUUUGGCCGCUGCCACCAACAAUUCUCUUGGGCCUGUGGGCUCAGCCGGCUUGAGUGUCCCUGGUCCUAGCUGCAGCUUCCGGGACCCCCCAACCCCCUCCCGUGUCCCAGGGCCCUGCCUUCCUCAGCACAAAAGAGACCCCCUGCCUCCCCCAGCCCUUAACCCCCAGUCAUAGCCUUACUCAUGUGACCAAGAGCCCUUAGCUUUCCGUCGGGGGUAGAUGGGGUCUGUGGGAGCCCCCACUCCUCUUGCCCCCUCCCAAGGGCAGGCAGCCAAUCCUCCCUGCCUUAGGAUCACCAGCCUGGAAUUCACAAUCUCAUAACCAAGACCGCCACGCUCGUUGGACAAGCCCAACCUGCACUGGCCAAGCACCCCUUUGCCGAAGAUACCUCUUCAAAGAAAUUUUUUUUUUAAAUUUUGAUCUUUCUGAGCAGGUACAAAGAAAAAAAGAGAAGAAAAAAUGGGGAAAAAAUCGAACAACAGUGGAUUUUUGUUUCCUAGCUGGGGCUGGGAGGGAGAUCCCGUGGGGUGCCUCUGUAUACCUACCCAAACCAUGAAAACCCACCUGAAAGCACAGAGUCGAGUUCUUCUGGUCGUCCAGUGGGGUCUGUUGCCAGACGAGGUGCCAGAGAACUUAAUAAGCUCAAGAAAAUUUUUUGGAAAAGAAAAAAGCGUUCCCUUUUGUUUCUACCAAAUGUGUUGACUGACCCAGAAAAAAAAAAAAAAGAAGAAAAACACAUAGUAAAAAAAAAAAGAAAAAAAAUCUUCCGACCAACUUGUUUCGAUAUUCCAGAGUUUGAUAAUUGUUCCAAGACAUUCUCUAGUGUGCCUGUGUCCCGUGCGUCUGCGUGUGCAAGCGUGUGCUCAGGGGCCGAGAGGGGGCCUCAUCUGUGUCUCCAGCACCCACCAAGCUCCCGCCAGGCCUGGCGUGCAGUGGCGUGUGUCCUUCUGGUCCAUGUUUACUGGCUGUAAAUACCAUUUUUAUACUCCACACCGAAGAUCUACAUGAUUUGUACAAUGUACUUUAUUUCUGCUACUAGUAAUUUCAUGAAGUUGCAACCUGCAAACCGACUUUUGGAAACAAACUGCCGCACACACACACACACACACACACACACACACACAAGAAAGACGAGAAAAGGACUUAGAAGAAACUCUGGGUUGAUGGAUUUCGUGGCUGGAGAGGUCCUUGUCACUGUGGCGUGUCUCAGGUGAGAAAUUGCGAGCAUCAUCUUUAUGUCCAAAACGCCUCUCUUU